AUGACAGGCUGGAACGGCGCCUUUGUCGCACUCGAGUAUUCGAACUCGUGGGACGUGUCGAGUACGAGUCUCUACCGUCAGUUCCCAGGAUUUGUGAUGGACCUCACGGAAAAGAAUGGUGUGAGGACUUAUGACCCCAAGGAUCGCGACUGGUUCUCGAGCUGGAAAGACAGGACCCCCUACCAGAUGAGCACCUCCGACGUCGGUCGGUACGUGACUGAGGUGACGGCCCCGUACCUCGACAGGUUUGGGAAUGGCUACCUCAUCUCUCUCACGGCUUCCGUCCCUACUGACAGUGGCUUCACCGGCGUCGCCGGCACCGACAUCUUGGUCGCACCGCUGGCGGACCUCGUCAGCGACCUGAAGCUGCGGCAGACUGGCGUGGUGCAUCUGUAUCACGUGGGCACUGGGAUUGUGGCGUCCUCGCCGCAGUGGUCUGCAGACCCCGAAGAAGGAUGA
Messenger RNA from Prorocentrum cordatum, 459 nucleotides. The record is from the annotation of a GenBank genome assembly. NCBI's taxonomy places the organism in Eukaryota, Dinophyceae, Prorocentrales, Prorocentraceae.